CUUGACUGCCGAUGGAUAGAUGAAAAUUUUCACAUCGAUUUUCAUCGCCGACCUAAACGGACACAAUUGGAAUCUUCUCCUCACAUCGAAAAUUGAACGGGUAGCGAGUGUUUUUUCUUGGAGCAGAAUAUCGUAAAAUGCGUGAAAUUGUUCACAUUCAAGCCGGCCAAUGUGGUAAUCAAAUAGGAGCCAAGUUCUGGGAAGUUAUUUCCGAUGAACACGGAAUAGAUGCCACCGGUGCCUAUUGCGGAGACAGCGAUCUGCAACUAGAACGUAUCAACGUGUACUACAACGAAGCUACUGGUGGCAAGUAUGUUCCACGUGCUGUGCUGGUCGAUCUAGAACCAGGAACUAUGGACUCGGUGAGGGCUGGUCCUUUUGGCCAGCUAUUCCGACCGGACAAUUUCGUGUUUGGUCAAUCCGGAGCCGGAAACAAUUGGGCAAAGGGUCACUACACGGAAGGUGCUGAGCUGGUAGAUUCCGUUUUGGACGUGGUCCGCAAAGAGUCUGAAGGUUGCGAUUGUCUCCAAGGUUUCCAGCUCACACACUCACUCGGUGGUGGAACUGGUUCAGGUAUGGGAACACUUUUGAUUUCAAAAAUUCGCGAAGAGUAUCCAGAUCGCAUUAUGAAUACAUUCUCGGUCGUUCCAUCACCAAAGGUUUCCGAUACAGUUGUAGAACCAUAUAACGCUACGCUUAGCGUGCACCAGCUGGUGGAAAACACAGACGAGUCUUACUGCAUAGAUAACGAAGCGUUAUACGAUAUCUGUUUUCGAACACUAAAGCUCACGACCCCAACCUACGGGGAUUUAAACCAUUUGGUGUCAGCCACGAUGUCUGGCGUUACCACCUGUUUGCGCUUUCCCGGUCAAUUAAAUGCGGAUCUGCGCAAGUUGGCUGUGAAUAUGGUUCCAUUUCCUCGAUUGCAUUUCUUUAUGACUGGUUUUGCGCCACUAACAUCCCGCGGGUCGCAACAAUAUCGCGCUCUAACCGUACCAGAGCUAACUCAACAAAUGUUCGAUGCCAAGAACAUGAUGGCCGCAUGUGAUCCACGGCACGGACGUUAUCUGACCGUUGCGGCAAUAUUCCGCGGGCGUAUGUCGAUGAAGGAAGUCGACGAGCAAAUGCUUAACGUUCAAAGCAAAAACAGCAGUUAUUUUGUGGAAUGGAUACCUAACAAUGUUAAAACAGCCGUAUGUGACAUCCCGCCACGGGGUCUGAAGAUGUCCUCUACGUUUAUCGGCAACUCGACCGCGAUUCAGGAGAUUUUCAAACGAAUCGCAGAGCAGUUCACUGCUAUGUUCCGGAGGAAGGCCUUCCUGCACUGGUACACUGGCGAAGGAAUGGACGAGAUGGAAUUUACGGAAGCGGAAAGCAACAUGAACGAUUUGGUCUCCGAGUACCAGCAGUAUCAGGAAGCGACCGCCGACGAAGAAGGAGAAUUUGACGAAGAAGAAGAGGGUGGCGAUGAGUAAAAUAACUGAAAUUGUUCGUUAGUUUUGUAAUGUUAGUGGCAAAUAAUCGUAUUGUUAUGCGCUUGAAUAGAAUUUGGUUUUCUUCAAAGUA
This is a messenger RNA of Malaya genurostris, 1566 nucleotides long. Its product is annotated as tubulin beta chain-like. Gene Ontology annotation, biological process: microtubule cytoskeleton organization; mitotic cell cycle. The transcript is spliced from 2 exons. The coding region runs from base 138 to 1475 and encodes 445 amino acids. Gene Ontology annotation, cellular component: cytoplasm; microtubule. Gene Ontology annotation, molecular function: GTPase activity; GTP binding; structural constituent of cytoskeleton. The record is from RefSeq and is a predicted model, not a curated record. NCBI's taxonomy places the organism in Eukaryota, Metazoa, Arthropoda, Insecta, Diptera, Culicidae.